Messenger RNA from Trichosporon asahii var. asahii CBS 2479, 2487 nucleotides. Its product is annotated as helicase. The transcript has 5 exons. Lineage: Eukaryota; Fungi; Basidiomycota; Tremellomycetes; Trichosporonales; Trichosporonaceae. The record is from RefSeq and is a predicted model, not a curated record. Gene Ontology annotation, cellular component: nucleus. Gene Ontology annotation, molecular function: ATP-dependent chromatin remodeler activity; ATP binding; DNA binding. The coding region runs from base 1 to 2487 and encodes 828 amino acids.
AUGGGGUCCUCCGCCGUCCCCUCCCUCGUUGCCGACUCCAUCGCCGGCACUGCGUCCACCUCCAUGUCCCCCUCGCCCAGCACGCCCGGAAAUGACUCACGACCAGUCGCGUCUGGAUCAGCAGAGGAUGAGGUCGAGGUUGUCGAGCCCCAGGAGGUUGAUCCAGAGGCUGCCGCCCGAGCUGCACGCCUGAGCUUCCUGCUUGAGAAGUCCGGAGUCUACGCCAAGAUCAUUGGCGACCGGAUGGAGCGACAGCAGAUUGAGAAGGCGAAUGCGAACGCGCGUGCAGCGGUUCGCAAGGCGAACAAGGAGAAGCGGAGUGCCGAGGGCACGCAUGCUGGGCGAGAGGGUAUGCGUGACCGUGCUGCUGAGGCCGCGGAGCCGGUGAAGAAGCGGCGGAGGGCUGAGGACACCCGCAGGCGAGGGAAGGCCGCUGAGCCCGACAUCAAGGAGGCCCUCCAGGCCGCUGAGGUGAAGCACGAGGAAGAGGAUGAGGCGGAGAAGCAGUACUCCUUUGUACAGCCCGAGCUCGUUACUGGAGCCAAGCUGAGGGAUUACCAGCUCGCGGGCGUGCAGUGGAUGAUCUCGCUGUACGAAAACGGGUUGAAUGGCAUUCUCGCCGACGAGAUGGGACUUGGAAAGACCAUCUCGUUCCUCGCCCAUCUCCGUUCGAAGGGUACGUGGGGACCAUUCCUCAUCGUGUGCCCCCUCUCCGUGCUCCACAACUGGAAAUCGGAGUUCGAGAAGUUCGCCCCCUCCAUCCCCGUUGUCAUGUACCACGGUACCCCGGAGCACCGCUCUGAACUCCGCGGGACUCGCAUGCAGGCUCCCAAGGCUUCGGGCGCCGUCCGCAAAGGCAAGCGGGGCGCUAACGGCGCUCUGGCUGGAAAUACUACGUCAACCUUCCCGAUCAUCCUCACGACGUACGAGAUCUGUAUGCGCGAUCAGAAGUACCUCUCCGGCUACAUGUGGAAGCUCAAGACGUACACCAGCGCGAACCGCAUGAUCUUGACCGGAACGCCCCUCCACAACAACCUCGCCGAGCUCUGGUCGCUGCUCAACUUCAUUCUGCCGGAUAUCUUCGACGACCUCGAAUCCUUCCAGCAGUGGUUCAACUUUGACGAUGUGCACUCGUCGGCUGGCGACGGACUGCUGAACAAGGGCGCGAUCGUCCAGCAGCUGCACGAGAUUCUGAAGCCGUUCCUGCUGCGCCGUCUGAAGACCGAGGUCGAGAAGGAGCUCCCGCCGAAGAAGGAAUACCUGCUUUACGCUCCUCUGACACAGGUGCAGAAGGACAUCUACCAGGCCAUCGUCAACGGAGAUCUCAGGGAGUACCUGGUCCGAAAGAUGAUGGGAGGUGACGAAGAAGCUGUGGCUCAGGAGCCGGAGAUCGAGUUCAUUGAGGAGAAGGCGGACCAACCGAACGGUGUGCGCUCCAGGCGGUCGUUGGGGAACGUGGGCUCGAAGAUGUCGAUGGUUGACCAGGGUCGUGCAUGGCGUCUCAACCAAGCGAUGAAACAGGUGAACAACAUGCACCUUCAGAACAUGAUCAUGCAGCUGCGCAAGGUCGCGUCGCACCCGUUCCUGUUUGACUGGCCAUACAACCCCGACACCAACGAGUUGAUCGUGGACCAUGAGCUCGUGAACCAGAGCGGCAAGAUGCUACUGCUGAACCGUCUCCUCGACGCCCUCUUCGCCAAGGGUCACAAGGUGCUUCUGUUCUCGCAGUUCACAACAAUGCUUGACGUCGUCGAGGACUGGGCGACGCUCUUCAAGGGCUUCAAAGUGUGCCGCAUCGACGGCAGCACGAAGCAGGAGGACCGCCGGCUGCAGAUGGACGAGUUCAAUAACAGUACUGGGCCCGAUGCGCCCAACCUCUUCCUCCUCAGCACCCGCGCCGGAGGUCUCGGCAUCAAUCUCGUUGCUGCGGACACUGUCAUUUUCUUCGACCAGGACUGGAACCCGCAAAUGGACCUGCAGGCGCAGGACCGCGCGCACCGUAUCGGGCAGAAGAAGCCCGUCCUCGUCUUCCGCCUCGUGUCGGAGCACACGAUUGAGACCAAGAUCCUCCAGAAAGCGACUAACAAGCGCAAGCUGGAAGCGCUCGUGAUCCAGGAGGGCAAAUUCGGCAAGGUCGUCGACGACAAUGGACGUGUUCUUCUCGGCCGGCAGAAGGAGAAGUCCACCAUCGACAUGGCCCGCGCUCUCCUCGAUCUGGAGGGUGAGCAGAUCAACGUCGCCUCGGCGGACGACAUGAUUAUCUCGGAUGCCGACCUCGAGGUCCUGCUUGACCGCUCGCCGGAGGCGUUCGCACGCAAGAAGGGAUGGGCGGCGGGUCUCGCCAAGAAGGGCACGAAGGCGCGCGAGGCGAAGCUCGCCAAGGGAGAGAGGACGGCGUUCGAGGUCUUCGUCCCCGCCAAGGACGAGGCGGCCGACGGACUCGCGCAUAUGUUUGCCGGAGACGGGGAGAAAGACGACGACGAGUAG